Molecule: messenger RNA, 443 nt
Organism: Serinus canaria (Common canary)
Lineage: Eukaryota; Metazoa; Chordata; Aves; Passeriformes; Fringillidae
Product: protein brawnin
Biological process (GO): mitochondrial respiratory chain complex III assembly
Cellular component (GO): mitochondrion
Source: RefSeq, a predicted model, not a curated record
AUGACGCACAUCCGGCGCGUCCGUGCACACGGUCCGUGUACACGGCCCGCGCCCGCAGCCAUGCCCGCCGGCGCUCCGUGGCCCACCUAUCUGCGGGCGCUAGCAGCCAGCAUGCUGGCCAUGUUCGCGGGGGCCGAGGUCGUGCACAGGUACUACAGGCCUGACCUUAGCAUACCUGAAAUACCUCCUAAGCCUGGAGAACUGAGAACUGAACUGUUGGGUCUAAAAGAAAGAUCAAGCGAAGUUCAGACUUCACAACAGUGACCAGAGUUUAUUUUUGUUGUGAAAACUAGAACCGAUAAAAUAUUUAUCCAACUGUUUAAGUUGCAGAAAUACAUAUGUGAAAUGCUGUGCUCCUGUCAUGUUUCUUUGCUUUCCUUUGAGCAGAGUUGCAGGCAGCAUUAAAAAUAAACCUACAGUGAAUGCUGUUGGUAAAAGUCUCA